Molecule: messenger RNA, 603 nt
Organism: Homalodisca vitripennis (glassy-winged sharpshooter)
Lineage: Eukaryota; Metazoa; Arthropoda; Insecta; Hemiptera; Cicadellidae
Exons: 5
Coding region: 1-603 (200 amino acids)
Source: RefSeq, a predicted model, not a curated record
AUGGUCGAAACGUUUUCACCGUCAUCUAAAAAGCGGCCAUCAUCUGUCACCCGGAAUCAAAGCUGGCUCCAAGCCCUCCCUCUAGUCCUGCUUGGUAUCCGAAACGUAUACAGAGAAGAUUUAACAACGUCCUCUGCUGAACUAGCUGCAACUCGUCAAACAUCUCGCCUUCAACCUGUCUCUGGCUCAGCUCACAGCAAACCUCAGACAUUUGUCUUCCAGGAAUUAUCAACAUGCACUCAUGUUUUCUUACGUGACGAUUCUGUGCGUCGAGCCCUGCAACCUCCCUACAGCGGACCUCACAAAGUGCUCAGCCGUGACGACAAAACUAUGACCAUCCAGAUCGCAGAUAGAAGCUCUAAACCUCAACCAAGAAGCGCCCACACACCGGUACCCAGCAUCGGUACACCUGCUGCAGACCCGGACAACGCAACACCAGAUUUACUGGACAACCACAGACCCAUUAUCGGCGCUGUCCCAGAGGAUUGUCUCACCACAGCUCUCUCUGGUGGUAAUGCAGAGUGGGCAUCCAUCUGGAUGCGGAUAAGUCCUCGGGGUACAGCUACAGAGAUAACUUCUCCGUCACUGAUAGUAGCGCUCUAA